This is a messenger RNA of Mastomys coucha (southern multimammate mouse), 1609 nucleotides long. RefSeq names its product follicle stimulating hormone subunit beta (gene Fshb). NCBI's taxonomy places the organism in Eukaryota, Metazoa, Chordata, Mammalia, Rodentia, Muridae. The transcript has 3 exons. Gene Ontology annotation, molecular function: hormone activity. Gene Ontology annotation, cellular component: extracellular region; cytoplasm. The record is from RefSeq and is a predicted model, not a curated record. Gene Ontology annotation, biological process: G protein-coupled receptor signaling pathway. The coding region runs from base 64 to 456 and encodes 130 amino acids.
GAUUCAGCUUACCCCAGAAGAUACAGCUGACUGCACAGGACACAGCUGUUUGCUUCGCAGACCAUGAUGAAGUCGAUCCAGCUUUGCAUCCUACUCUGGUGCUGGAGAGCAAUCUGCUGCCAUAGCUGUGAAUUGACCAACAUCACCAUCUCAAUAGAGAAGGAAGAGUGCCGUUUCUGCAUAAGCAUCAAUACCACUUGGUGUGCAGGCUACUGCUACACCAGGGAUCUGGUGUAUAAGGACCCAGCUCGACCCAAUACCCAGAAAGUAUGUACCUUCAAGGAACUGGUGUAUGAGACCAUAAGAUUGCCUGGCUGUGCCCGCCACUCAGACUCCCUCUACACGUAUCCAGUAGCCACUGAAUGUCACUGUGGCAAGUGUGACAGCGACAGCACUGACUGCACUGUGAGAGGCCUGGGACCCAGCUACUGCUCCUUCAGUGAAAUGAAAGAAUAAACAAUGGACAUUGCUGUUGGACCACUCUUGGCCUGAAGGACCAUGAUAUCCAAUAUGUCUGUGUCUGCUCUGUGCUGGGGCUACAAGCCAUUGGCUUGGGGACCCUCCGACCCUCUGUCAUAUGCUGUCCUGACAGAUGGGGAGGAGGAGCUCAGGACUGGAAGGGCCAGGGCCAGGACCCUACGCCACUCAUCCCUCUAUCCAGACUGUUGGUUAUCUAAGUCAUUCACUUGCAACUCUCAGCUUGGGGUGUGGGAGGCUUUUCCUCAUCAACAACCUUAGGAACCUUCUAGAGCAAUCCUUUCCUUUUAGACAGAGGGAUGCAUGAGUCCAGAGGGAGGAAAGGAAGGUGGAAAUCUGUGAAAGAGCUAAACCUAGCACGACCACCUGCCUUUUUAGAGCCAUCAGGCUUGUAGAGACUCCAGCAUGAUUGUAAACUUAAGGCUUAAAGUCUGCAUGGAAUUCUAAGAGAAGCUCAAUGCCUUCCUUAAGAAAAAGAAAGGGGAGACAUGCCAUAUGCCGGGAAAUUCUGAUGUAGCUGGCUGAGAGAAGUUGGUCCCCACAAGGCUAGGCUACUCAACGCUUCUGAAGUCUGUGGGGUAUUGAGACAGGAUCAAACAUCUGUGGAUUGUUCCAUGCAGAUGAGGACAGGAGGAAGUGACCAAGCUCAGAAUUUUCAAGGUAUUGCCACCAAGUUCUUUAGUUAAAGGAAAAGAAAAAAAAAUUAAUUUGGAACUGUGAAUAUUAGUCCACAUUUAUUCAUUGCUUUCAGAAGUGAUCAAAUGCUAUUAGGGGUCUGCAAAACUCCCUGAUUUCACCAGCUUUCCCUUGCAUGCAGGGAGGGAAGGUUUUGAAGUAGGUUUCAAAGAAAUUGCAGUGAUUAAUUAAAUACAUUCAGCUUGCCUACAAACACACCUGUAUAAAUUAAUGGUUAUAAAAAGUGAACCAUGAAGGGAAAACUGCUGUUCUCUAGGGCCUCCUGCUUCUCUUCUACCUAUCCAUGUGCUCCUAAAUCGUUUGUUCCUUUCAAAUACAUCAUAAGUUGAAUUCAUUUAAAAUGUAAACUCUUUUCAUCAUGUACUUAUUUCACAGUUAUGAUGCUUGAUUAAUUUAUUUAAAUCUUAUUUUUUUAAUAAAAUUGCUACUAAUGAAA